ACCAACUAAAAAAACACCGGUACCCACCCGUCUCUUCGGGGGCAUCACGGAAUCGCCCAAUGAAACAAAGUGCCCUAGAAGUUACAAACGCAGUCUGCGUAGAAAAAUGGAGAUCCUGACGGCAAGUCCAACACGAUCGGUUUCCUCAUCUUUGGGAAGUCCAUCUGAUACCGACUUGCUACUAGAACAACGCCGUGAUGGUAACUUCAUUGGAAACACAAAGGUACUUAUAGAAGAGCUAAUAAAUAAUCUACGCAGUGCCACCCAACGAGCAAUGGAUUCUGUGAAAACAUUUUCAGCGGGAAUCCAAGAACAGAGGAAACUUUUCGCGGAGAAAUUGGUCAAUGAUUUACAGAGAGUCCGUGAAAGAGUUAAUCUUGCCGUCAAAAAUGUCAGUGACAGAUUUGUAAAUGCUGGAUCAGAAGUUCGCAAUUGUAUUGAUUCUCAUAAAAGUGACCUCGAUAGUGUUUUCAAUAAUGCUGUUGAAAAAUCAAAACAAUGUGCGGGCGAUCGCGUCACGGAAAUUGGAAAUAUGAUUGAUGAACUUAUGGAAAUAUCGUCCAAUAUGACGAAUUAUACUGGUAACUCUUUGACAGAAUUGAAGAAGUGCACCGAAAACGAGCAUGGUCUUUUAGCAACGGGCACUUGUCUAAGUCGUAUCGCUAUACGAACUGAAUUCAAAGGAGCAGUUUUCUUAACCCAGAGUGGAGUUUUGAUUUCUCGCAUCAAUUUAGGUUUCUCAACAUUACCAGCCAGCCUUCAAAUAUGCGCAGGUACCAAAUUCGUUGAAGCUGGUGUCAAUUCAGCAAAGAUCGUCAUGGAAAUUGGAAGUUGUUCUGCAUCUUCAAUGUUCACUUCAUUAUCUGGAAAUAACUCUUCCUGAAUAAACGAAAACAGAUUUCGUGAAAUAAUUUCUCACGUAUACUAUUGGCAUUCAAAUAAAUUUGUUAUUAAUUAAA
Molecule: messenger RNA, 959 nt
Organism: Vanessa tameamea
Lineage: Eukaryota; Metazoa; Arthropoda; Insecta; Lepidoptera; Nymphalidae
Exons: 6
Coding region: 107-883 (258 amino acids)
Source: RefSeq, a predicted model, not a curated record